Molecule: messenger RNA, 636 nt
Organism: Paramecium tetraurelia
Lineage: Eukaryota; Ciliophora; Oligohymenophorea; Peniculida; Parameciidae
Exons: 1
Cellular component (GO): Golgi apparatus; endosome
Molecular function (GO): GTPase activity; GTP binding
Source: RefSeq, a predicted model, not a curated record
AUGAAAGAAAUGUCUCUUACUUUCAAGAUAAUCCUUCUGGGGGAUUCUAAUGUUGGAAAAACUAGCAUACUCAAAAGAUACUCAGAAGACACGUUUUCAGAACAAUAGGCUCCCACCAUUGGACUGGCCUUUUAUAAAAAGGUAGUGGAGAGAAAAAAUAUUAAAAUAACGCUUGAGAUUUGGGAUACAGCUGGGUAAGAGAAAUUCAAAAAGAUUGCCCCUAUUUACUAUCGAAAUGCUUAAGCAGUCUUAAUUUGUUUUGAUGUGUCAAAAAGCGAAACUUUGGAAGGAGCGAAAAGAUGGUUGGAAGAAAUUGAUAAAUAUCUGAGUUCGGACUGUGUUAAAUUUUUGGUUGGAAAUAAAUAAGAUAAGGGUGAUUUCGAGGUUGAUUAGACAUUUCUAGAAAAUAAUCAUAUGAAAUAUAUUCAAACUUCAGCUAAGACAGGACAUAAUGUAGAUAAAUUAUUUCGAAGAGUUGCUAGAACUUUGGCAAAGACUAAAAUAAAAAAGAUGGAAAGUCUUGAUUAGAAGACAAUCAUAACUCUCCAAGUAUAAGGACCAGAAGAAAAAUAAAAAAAAUCUCUAUGUUGUUGAUUUAUUGUUUUAUUUCGCUCAAACUUCAACAUAAAAUAAAAA